Molecule: messenger RNA, 897 nt
Organism: Ilyonectria robusta
Lineage: Eukaryota; Fungi; Ascomycota; Sordariomycetes; Hypocreales; Nectriaceae
Exons: 2
Coding region: 1-897 (298 amino acids)
Source: RefSeq, a predicted model, not a curated record
AUGCAUAUCACCGGGGGGCAACCAGCACGGGCACCCGAGUUAUUAGGGGUGCGGAUGUGGAAUACAAUAAACGGGGGGGUGCAGAACAUUUUCAUCCACGAGGCGAUGUUAGUGUUGCCAUUUUGGCAGAACGUGCAGGGAACGAUCAAGCAGAAGAGGAGGACGAGUGCGUUUUUAUGGGCCGACGAGGUGGUGGGAGAGGAUGGAAGAAAGGAGCGGAAGAUAAAUACGGUGGUGAGCAGUUUUAAGGCGCGGGUUAAGGAGGAGAAGAAGGUGAAGAGAGAGGCAAAGGGCCAGCAGAGAGAAGCAAGGAAGCAGAGGAAAGAAGCAAAGAAGCAGAGGAGGGCGGAGGAGAGCAUAAGAAUGGGUAGAAGGGGUAGAGCGGCCGGGAGUGAGGAGGGAUGGGAGAUGGUUAGUGAUGAGCGUGAGACGGUGGAGGGUGAAGAAGAGUGGGAAGAGCAAGAUGGGCGUGAUGGAGACGAGGUGCCAGAUAUGGAGAGUGAAGACAAAGGGCCAGAUGUGGAGGGUGAAGACGAAGGGCCAGACGUGCCCGAGGCAACGCCAAAGCCCGAAGAGGACCAGGAAGAGGAGGCGGCGUUUAUGGAGUGGUUUCACGAGCCCAAAUGGACAAGUGAUCGAGCCCGGCGGGUGUUGCAGCAGUAUAGCGCCGAGUAUUCCGGGCACGAGUUGAACAUUAAUCGUUUUAGUACAUCAGCGUCGUGGCUAUGCGGAAACGGACUAAAGUAUCCGAGUGUCAUUGCGUGGAGCUUCCCAUUCACCGUGAGCGUGCGCUGCUGGCUCUGGCCGGGAAUCCAGACGCUUGCAAGCGCCGAGAAUGCAUCAUUGAGAAUUCCCUGGGUGAUGGGUCCGACAAGGACAAGGAUGAACCUCUCUUGA